AUGAAUCCUGAUCAGCGCAAGCGAUAUCUUUUGGAUGGUGACCCUAAGGAAGCUAAAAAACUCGACGCAAACGGGGAUGAUGUCGUACGGCGGUAUUCGUAUCUCGUCGGCCUUACUCCACUUUUCCGCCACUUCAUUGAUAUGCUGAAAGUUAAGGACGCCGGACUUCGACGCCAAAUCGCCGAACUCAACAAAAAACCUUCUAAGACGCGUAAUCGAAGUGGCGGUGGUGGCCGUACGCGGAAGACUGAGAAGCAAGAGGAUGCCGAGUUGUUAUAUGAGGAGGAUCAUGAGCCAAAUGCUACGGUGCUCACCGAAUCGCCCAGUUACAUCGAAGGUGGAACUCUUAGAGAAUACCAAAUUCAAGGUCUCAACUGGUUGAUAUCACUUUAUGAGAAUCGUUUACUGGGCAUCUUGGCUGACGAAAUGGGGUUAGGUAAGACGCUCCAAACCAUUUCAUUUCUCGGAUUCUUACGCCACCACAAAGGCAUAAAUGGGCCUUUCAUUGUCAUUGUACCGAAACUGACUUUGGAUAAUUGGCGGCGAGAGUUUGCGAAGUGGACACCGGAUGUGGAUAUUUGUGUGCUUCAAGGGAAUAAAGAGGAGCGCGCAGAGAUAAUAUCAAAACGAUUAAUGAAAGCUAAAUUCGAUGUUUUGAUCACCUCUUUCGAGAUGGUCAUUCGAGAGAAGGCAUGUCUCAAGAAGUUUCGUUGGCAAUAUAUUGUUGUUGAUGAAGCACACAGAAUCAAGAAUGAAGAUCUGAGUUUGUCUCAGAUCAUCCGUCUAUUUUACCUGAAAAACAGGUUACUCAUUACUGGGACACCUUUACAAAACAAUUUGCACGAACUCUGGGCAUUGCUCAACUUUUUAUUGCCUGAUGUUUUCGGUGACUCAGAACAAUUCGACGCUUGGUUUCAAGAGAACGAGGGUGAUCAGGACAAUGUGGUAAAUCAACUCCACCAAUUAUUGCUGCCAUUUCUAUUGCGCCGUGUGAAGCUGGACGUCGAAAAACUGUUACUUCCUAAAAAAGAAUCCAACGUUUACAUCGACAUGGUACCGAUGCAACUUGAUUGGUACUCUAAACUUCUUGAAAAGGAUAUCGAUGCAGUAAAUGGUGCUGUUGGCAAGCGUGAAGCCAAGACGCGAUUACUUAACAUUGUGAUGCAAUUGCGAAAAUGUUGCAAUCAUCCAUACUUAUUUGAUGGAGCAGAGCCAGGGCCACCUUAUACCACUGACGAGCAUUUGGUGUAUAAUCUGGGUAAAAUGAUAAUUCUUGACAAAAUGCUUAAGAAAUUUCAAAAAGAAGGUCUGCGAGUUCUUAUCUUUUCGCAAAUGUCGCGGCUUCUUGAUAUUCUUGAGGACUAUUGCAUGUUUCGUGAAUACGAGUAUUGUCGUAUUGAUGGGCUGACAUCUCAUGAAGAUCGUAUUGCCGCAAUUGACGAAUACAAUGCUCCAAAUUCAAAAAAGUUCGUGUUUUUGUUAACCACUCGGGCUGGCGGUUUGGGGAUCAACUUAACGACGGCUGACAUUGUGAUUCUUUACGACUCAGAUUGGAACCCCCAAGCAGAUUUGCAGGCUAUGGAUAGAGCUCACCGAAUUGGUCAACAAAAACAGGUCUAUGUGUAUCGAUUUGUAACGAACAAGAGUGCUGAGGAGAAGGUACUUGAAAAGGCCGCUCAAAAGCUUCGUCUUGAUCAGUUGGUCAUUCAACAAGGACGGACACUAAACAAGGUUGCCAAAAAUAGUGCCAGCCAAAAUGCUGUAAAUCUGAAGGAUGCAUUGAUUGGAAUGAUCCAACAUGGCGCUAAAGAAGUUUUCGAAAAUAAGAAUAGGAAGAAAGGAGAAAAGAGUGAGAUGUUUGACGAUGAUAUCGACGCCAUUCUUGCUCGUGGUGCUGAGCGCACGAAGGAGCUCAACCAAAAGUUUAAUACUCUUGGCUUGGACGAUCUCAAAAAUAUAUCUUUCGAUGGUGGAUCAAAUUACGAGUGGGAUGGCAAAAAUUUUAAGAAGAAAGAUGCCCAAUCUUUCACCCUUCAAGGCGGAUGGAUCAACCCCCUGCGACGUGAGCGAAAAGAGCAACAGUAUCUGGUUGACAAUUAUUACAAAGAUGUCCUUAAUUCCAAUGGAGGUGAUAAGCUGACUACCAUUAAGCUCAAGCAACCCAAACAGAUAAAUUUGCAAGAUCACCAAUUUGCACCUCCUGAACUUCAGGCGCUUUUGGACCGUGAACAAUUGGCCUAUAAAAAAGAAAUAGGGUACAAAUAUCUGGCUUUCGACUUUGACAGUGACGAUGAAGUGGAAUUUGAGGAUGAUCAGCAACAAGAUGAUGACGAUGAUGAAAAUCUUCUGACAGCAGGGCUCACGAAGGAAGAAAAAAUGGCCUACUGGCAACGCAAGGUUGACGAAGUGGUACCUCUAUCCGAGGAGGAACUCAUGCUUAAACAAAAGCUAUUAGACGAGCUGUUCACCACUUGGAGUCGUCGAGACUUCACCAAUUUCAUUCACGCGCUGGCGAAAUUUGGGCGCGCUAACUUAAAUGAGAUUGUAAGAGCUCUCUCCGCGAAGCCUGAAGACGAAGUUCGCCGUUAUGCUGCCACUUUUUGGGACCGCUAUAAAGAAAUCGAGGGCCAUGAGAAAUACAUCCUGCAAAUUGAGGCUCAAGAAAAGAAAGCUGCUAAGCUAGAAAAUCAGCUGAAGUUGUUGAAGGCUAAGUUGGAGGCGUGUAAUGAUCCACUUGAAAAUCUUACAGUGCAAUCUGUUCCUAGUAGCUCCAAAAGAGUUUACACUAAAGCUGAGGAUCGCUUCUUAUUGGUGAAAGUUCAUGAGUAUGGUUUAUUCCUGGAAAGUCUCAACGAAAAAAUUAAAGAGGAUAUCAUGCGCCUGGAUUUGUUCAAGUUUGAUUGGUACUUUCUCCUGCGUACUCCCCAAGAGAUCGGUCGGCGUAUCACUACCCUCUUACUUGCAUUACUGAGAGAAGCCGAGGGCCCCUCUAAAAAAAGAAUCAAGAAAGAAGCUACCUCCCUGCGAACAGGAUCCACCGAACCAAAUGGGAAGCGCGUGACUCCAGAAACGCCUGGAGAUAGGGUUCCAAAGAAGAUAAAAAGAAACGAGUAA
Molecule: messenger RNA, 3114 nt
Organism: Diutina rugosa
Lineage: Eukaryota; Fungi; Ascomycota; Pichiomycetes; Serinales; Debaryomycetaceae
Gene: ISW2
Product: DNA translocase
Exons: 1
Coding region: 1-3114 (1037 amino acids)
Biological process (GO): regulation of transcription by RNA polymerase II; nucleosome organization
Cellular component (GO): chromatin; nucleus
Molecular function (GO): nucleosome binding; ATP binding; ATP-dependent chromatin remodeler activity
Source: RefSeq, a predicted model, not a curated record